Molecule: messenger RNA, 981 nt
Organism: Ectocarpus siliculosus
Lineage: Eukaryota; Phaeophyceae; Ectocarpales; Ectocarpaceae
Source: the annotation of a GenBank genome assembly
AUGCAGCCCUGGGUCGAAAAGUAUCGCCCUAGGCGCGUGAAGGAUGUCGUGCACCACGAUCACUUGAAACGGGUCUUAAAGGGAGCGGAGAAAACUGGCGAUCUUCCUCAUUUGCUUUUCCACGGUCCCCCGGGAACAGGCAAGACGUCAACCAUUCUGGCGCUGGCCCGAACGCUGUUGGGAGAAGAGAACAUGAGAGAACGCGUGCUCGAGCUGAACGCUUCCGACGAACGCGGGUUGGACGUCGUGCGCGACAAGAUCAAGACUUUCUGCAAGAUGUCGAUCUCGUCGUUCCAACCCGGCUGUCCGCCGUUCAAGCUCGUGAUCUUGGACGAAGCGGACACCAUGACAGCCGACGCACAGUCCGCUCUCCGCCGAACGAUGGAGACGCAGGCCGUUGUGACGCGCUUUUGCCUGGUGUGCAACUAUGUGUCGAAGAUCAUCGCCCCGCUGGCUUCUCGGUGCGCCAAGUUUCGAUUCAGCACCCUCACUCCCGAGUCGAUGAAGGGGAGGUUGCUCUACAUCUGCGAACGCGAAAACAUCAUCUUCGAAAACUGCAGCCGGGGCGUCUUGGACGCGAUCGUCAAGAGCUCCAGAGGCGACAUGCGAAGUGCUGUCAACCUGCUGCAGACGGUGUCGCAGCAGCAGCAUCGCGUGACGCCGGAAUCCGUCGUAGAGGUUGCGGGCGAGGUGCCCGAACGCGCCUUCGACACUCUGUGGUCGGCGGUGACUUCACCGUCGCAUCUUGAGCAUUUUGAGGACGUGGUGGAUGCUGUGUCAACCUUCGUCGGGGAGGGCUACCCCGUGGGAAAAGUGUUGUCGGAGAUCCAGAGCAGGGUCGUGCAGUCGGGAGAACUCGAGAAUGCCGACAAGGCUGUCAUCUGCCUGGAGUUGAUGGAAACGGAUCGGUGCCUGAACGAUGGCGCAGACGAGGAGCUGCAGUUGCUGAAUAUUUGUCUUGUCGUUCAGAGUGCGCUUUAA